Molecule: messenger RNA, 1155 nt
Organism: Suncus etruscus (white-toothed pygmy shrew)
Lineage: Eukaryota; Metazoa; Chordata; Mammalia; Eulipotyphla; Soricidae
Product: casein kinase II subunit alpha-like
Exons: 1
Coding region: 1-1155 (384 amino acids)
Biological process (GO): protein phosphorylation
Cellular component (GO): nucleus; protein kinase CK2 complex; cytosol
Molecular function (GO): protein serine/threonine kinase activity; ATP binding
Source: RefSeq, a predicted model, not a curated record
AUGUUCAGCAUCUGUAGUAAUAGGUCAUCACUAGUGCCAAGCAGGGCCAAAGUUUAUGCAGACGUUAUUCCAAACAAACCCCGAGAAUACUGGGAUUAUAAGUCAUUCCGUGUAGAGAGAUGGGGGAAUUAUAAAGACUACCAGAUCAUUCGAAAGAUAGGCCAGGGAAACUACAGUGCCGUAUAUGAAGCCGUCAAUAAAAUAAGUGAUAAAAAGGUUGCCAUUAAAAUGCUCAAGCCCAUAAAAGAGAGUAAAGUCAAGCGUGAAAUUAAGAUUUUGAAGAAUCUGCAAGGUGGCCCCAACAUCAUACAUUUGGUAGACAUGAUCAUAAUCCCUCAUUUAGGAGUCCCUGCCUUGGUGUUUGAGCAUGUAAAUAACAAAAGCUACCAGCACUUGUACCCGAUAUUAACUGAUAAUGAUAUCCGGUUCUACACUUAUGAGAUUCUAAAGGCCUUGGAUUAUAGUCAUAGCAUGGGGAUUAUGCACAGGGAUGUGAAGCCCCAUAAUGUCGUGAUUGAUCACGAACGCAGAAAUCUACGGUUAAUUGACUGGGGAUUGGCAGAAUUUUAUUAUCCUGGACAAAUAUAUAAUGUCCUGGUGGCUUCGCGAUACUUUAGAAGUCCUGAGCUGCUUGUAGAUUAUGAGAUGUAUGAUUAUAGUUUAGAUUUAUGGAGCCUGGGCUGUAUGCUGGCGAGUAUGAUCUUCCGCCGAGAACCAUUUUUUCGUGGUCUUCAUAAUUAUGAUCAAUUGGUGAAGAUAGCCAAAGUUCUGGGUACAGAUGAUCUAUAUCAUUAUCUUGACAAAUACAAAAUUAAAUUAAAUCCAUAUUUGAAAAGCAUGGUAGGCAGACACUCCCGGAAGAACUGGGAGAUCUUUGUUAACGAUGGAAAUAAACACCUUGUCAGCCCAGAGGCCUUUGAUUUCCUAGACAAGGUGCUAUGUUAUGAUCAUCAGUCACGCCUUACUGCCAAAGAGGCUAUGGAACACCCCUAUUUCUUUAGUAUUGUGAAGAAGGAAGGUCAGACAGGUUCAGGUAGAAAACCAGAUGCCAGUAAGCCUGUCCGUGCAAGCAGUGUGAGGCCAGAGGCUUCUUCAGAGUCACCGCCUUCUAAGAUCAUCCGAAAGGUCAAAUAUUUACCUCGCAUUCGCAAAUAA